Messenger RNA from Jatropha curcas, 1304 nucleotides. Its product is annotated as vesicle-associated membrane protein 711. Gene Ontology annotation, biological process: vesicle-mediated transport. The record is from RefSeq and is a predicted model, not a curated record. NCBI's taxonomy places the organism in Eukaryota, Viridiplantae, Streptophyta, Magnoliopsida, Malpighiales, Euphorbiaceae. Gene Ontology annotation, cellular component: membrane.
UGGCAAAUAAAAAUCAAAUCAAACGAAUUUUGAAAAAUCCAGAUUAUCUGUUUGUUGCUUUACAGAAAACGGAAUAUAAAAAAGAAGGAAAUAAUUAUAAAUGGGAGUCCUAUCGCAGAAAAAGUUUCUCCUUUCCUGUUUAUAAGUAUUCACAGUGUUAGUAGCUGGGUCGAUCGACCUGGAGGAAAAGCCUAAUUCGAGGUUAGUGCCAUAAAUAGAAGAUAUAUCUUUGACCUUGAUCGAUCAAAAACGAGCAAAAAACAUAGAUCUCCAAAUUUGGGAGUUUGAGAUAUGGCGAUCCUGUACGCGCUGGUAGCUAGAGGAUCAGUGGUGCUAGCGGAGUUUACCGCGACGGCGACGAACGCCAGCGCCAUAGCAAGGCAGAUACUGGAGAAGAUACCAGGAAACGAGGACAGCCACGUCUCUUAUUCUCAAGAUCGUUAUAUAUUUCAUGUCAAGCGCACCGAUGGCCUUACCGUUCUCUGUAUGGCCGAUGAUACGGCUGGAAGGAGAAUUCCUUUCACAUUUCUUGAAGACAUCCAUCAGAGAUUUAUCAGGACUUAUGGUCGUGCUGUUCAUUCAGCCCAGGCUUAUGCCAUGAAUGAUGAGUUUUCAAGGGUUUUGAGCCAGCAAAUGGAAUAUUACUCAAAUGAUCCAAAUGCAGACAGGAUAAAUAGGCUAAAAGGUGAAAUGAGUCAGGUGAAAAAUGUCAUGAUUCAGAAUAUUGACAAAGUUUUAGAGAGAGGUGAUCGUUUGGAGUUGCUGGUUGAUAAAACUGCUAAUAUGCAAGGGAACACUUUCCGUUUCAGAAAGCAGGCUCGUCGUUUCAGAAAUACAGUAUGGUGGAGAAAUGUUAAGCUCACGGUUGGUCUGAUAAUCCUCCUCCUAGUGAUUGUCUAUGUUGUAUUGGCCUUUGUAUGCCAUGGACUAGCACUACCUUCGUGCCUGAAGUAAGGGCAAGGCAUUUAGUGAGAUUAUGAUCCUUCGUGGUUUUAUUAUUAUUAUUAUUAUUAUUAUUAUUAUUAUUUUUCUGCUUUAAUUGGCAGAUGAGGUAUUUCUCUUUGGAUUUUCAAUCCUGGAAGUUCUAGCAAAUUCUUACUUGUUCAAAUAUGAAAUACUUGAAUUGUCUGAGGUCUGCACUUUCUGCAACUGUGCCUCUCACUGAGACAAAUUGGUUGAGCUUGAAUUUCUGUUGCAUGGUUUGAUUAGUUUUAUUUAUUGAAGAUUUUUUUUUUUGUGUACUUUCAUUUACACAUUAUAUUUGUAGUUUUACUUUUGUCAAUGAGAUGCGGCGUUGUGUGCCA